Molecule: messenger RNA, 250 nt
Organism: Staurois parvus
Lineage: Eukaryota; Metazoa; Chordata; Amphibia; Anura; Ranidae
Source: the annotation of a GenBank genome assembly
CUGCCCAUCAAUGCCACCUGUCACUGCCUGUCAGUGCCACCUAUCAGUGCUGCCAAUCAGUGCCACCUAUCAGUGCCCAUCAGUGUCGCCUAACAGUACCAGUCAGUGCCGCCUAUCAGUGCCAUUUAUGAGUACUGCCUUUCAGUGCCCAUCAGUGAUGUCUCUCAAUGCCCACCAGUGAUGCCUGUCAAUGCCCAUCAGUGCCAUCUACCAGUGCCUCAUCAGUGCCACCUAUCAGUGCCCAUCACUG